CUGAACUGUCGUUACUCGUGUUGACAGGCUGGUGGCGAGCCUGGUGGUGGCGAACCUCUUGCUGACCCUGGUCGUGGUGCCCCUCAUCCUGGUCGACAUGAUGGACUGGGACGCCAUGCCGGACCUGGCCUGCCACGGCCUCAACGGCCUCAUGUUCAUGCUGGCCGCCACUUCCGUCCUCUGCUCCCUGUCCAUCCACGUGGACAGGUACUUGGCCAUCCUGGACCCGUUGCGCUACCGGCGUCGGGUGACGCGCCACAAGGCCAACGCCACAAUCGCCGCCACGUGGCUCGCGGCGGCGCUCCUGUCCCUGCUCGACGUCUUCGUGGCGCCCGUGGACUGGGACUGGAACGUGUGCGCCUCGGCCCUCGGCAACGACCCCAUCCCGAAUGUCAGCUGGACCAUCCAGGGGGCCUAUGUGUUCUUCGUGCUCGUGGCGUUGUUCGUGGUGCCUGUGGUGGCCCAGACCUGGAUCUACUGGAGGAUCUACUCGGCUGCCAAGAAGAACAGCGAGCGGACGAGGAGGAGCUCGUCCAGCGCCACGCCCAACUCUUCAUCACCCUCGACACCGUACCCAGAGUCCCUUCAAGGGGAUUGUCCACUGGUGAGCGGGAAUUACCAGCUGCCACCUGCGGCCACCCUGUCCCGCACCAACUCCUUCGCCCAGUUCGUGCUCCACCGCCUGAGCAGCGCCCACCAGCACCUGCACCUGCACCAGCAGCAGCAGCAGGGGGGCGGCGUGACGGCGGCUGCCGUGGCCGCCGCCACCCACCAGCACCAUCUGCCGCAGCACAAGGAAGAGGACCGGACGGCCGCCUUCUCGCUGGCCAUCAUGCUCACCUCGCUCCUGUGCUGGACGCCGUUCUUCGUGCACAUCGUGUUGGAGUGGCUGUGGUUCGAGGAGAGCCCCGAGUGGUUCCACAGACUCAGCAUCUUCUCCAUGCUGGGCUUCACCGCAGUGUCGCCCGUGCUCUACGGGUUCCACAGUCGCCGCACCCGCCGGGAACUGGUGCACCUCUUCAAGCGGGACUCGCCUCGUUACAGGCUGGACUCGAUGGACAGGCCACAAAGGCGGCUGUGCAUCCAGAAGCUGCAAGUGACGAAGCUCGAGUGGCAGCCCCAGGGCGGCUCGGACGUGGAAGCCGGGGUCGUGGACGCCAUGACAGCGGCAGCCGCCGCCGCCGUCGGCGGGGACGCCAUGGCGGGCCUCAAGCAAUCCUCGUCCCUCUUGUGCACCCCCAGCGAGGCUGUGAUCCCCGAAGAAGACGGCGACGACGUGUGUUGCGGGGCAGUGGUGGUGGUGGCUGCGGCCGCCGCGGCAGCAGCGGCGGCUGCAGCUGCUGCAGCGUCGGGAUCCGUGGCGCCGGCGUCGUCGCCAGCUGCAGCCGCCGCCGCCGCUGCUGUCGUGCGACACUGGGGACGAGGGUCCGUGUCGAGUGGGUCGUCCCACGCCAGUGAUUUCAGCACUGCAUCAGGGCUGACGUGUCUAACUGACUGGUGAUGAAGAACUGCGAGAUCGAGAUGAUGCUCAUCAAAUCAUCAAUCAAUCAAUCAAUCGAUCAAUCAUCUGGUCUCUGUGAGAUCGACGACGGAACCAGCAGCAUGAAAUGGGAGGAAUCGUCGGCCGUGUGUUCUUCUUGUUCUUCGUCUUCGUCUUCCUCGUGUCUACUUGCCUGCCUUUGGACACUAUACUUCAGUUCAAUGAGUCACGACUUCUCCUCUCACGAAAGGCCGUCCAAAUGGUCCUUUUGUUCUUCUUCAUCUUCAUCUUCUGCUCGUGGGACCAGAGACGAACAGCAAAACAAAGCAAAAAGGAGAAGCCGUCAUGAAGACGACCACACUUUUCUACCAUCAUGGAGACAGACUGUGUUGAUGAAGCAUCUGCCGCCAUCGCCACAUUCACCACCAUGUGAAAGUACAAGGAAGCACUGACGUCUCGUGUGGUAGUCCAGAGUUCAAAAAUGCCAUGGAUGGCAACACGACGUUGACUUCGUGCUCGUUUAUGUGGGAAUCCAAGAGCCAUCAGCUAACUUUUUGAGACCGGACAUCCGAGUUGGGAAGCGCUCCUGAAGCAAUCCUCGUUAUAUUCACAAGACGCUUUCUUGUAAAUGGACCAAGUCUCGAGUCUGGUGUAUUUUUCCUCGCUCCACACUCUCGUCCAUCCGAGCUGAAUCAAGUACAAGGAAGAAAGGAAUUUUUUCUGUUGUUGCUGCACCGAAAAGCUUAUUCUGAUGAAAUUCAAGAAAGAAAGAGAGAGAGAGAGGAACCAUUACCAAUAAGGCUGUCAUUUGUGGAGCAAGUACCUGAAGCGAGUUCGCCAUUGUGAACUGUUCGGUUUGUGUGUUUUUUUUUCAAUUUCCUUUCGUGGAGAAGCUCUGCUUAUUGCUUUGCGAAAAAGCCAGCUGAGCCGUCGAAUAAGGAGAAAAAAGAAGUCAUUUGCAUACCACACAUCUCGACGAGGCUUCCAUAAAAUCAUCAUCAUCAUCAUCUUCCACACGCAGUCAGUCGCUGCAAUGUGAUGAAUGCAGGCGUUCUUCAUCCAUUCGAACCCCCGAGACAAAGAAAGUACCUGAAAUCGGAGGAUGGAGACGACGACGACGACGACCGACAAGGACUUUUGCAUUUUUGUUUUUGUUUUGGCUCACCCUAUAUGCCCCGAAAAUAUGGCGUUGAAAUAUCAAGUCCUCACGAUGAACGUGGCUGUUUAAAAUGUCUGAGGACUGUGACCAGGAGUCGCGAUCAAAGAGCGAAACCCCCGGGCUUGUGCUCAUCAGCAUCAUCAAUCAUCAUCAUCAGCAUCAACAGGAAUCUCGGAAGAAAAAAAAAACCCGCUCUUUGAAGACACAUCAUUGUUUUGUACUUUGUCGCCGUUAGUCGCCAAGGAUUGUUCGUCAGUAGUGAGGUUUUUUGUUUGUGGCUGGCUCUGAAUGUGCUCGUCAACCGCCUUGAAAACCACCAGCGUCCAUCAAAAAAAAAAAAAAAAAAAAAAAAGAUGUGCUGCUGCAGUUUCUGCUCCUCUGCUGGACGACCUUGGCUUUACCAGGUGAUGUUUACCAACUUAUUGAAGAGGCUGAUCAUCUCCCUUUUUUUUGUAUCGUGACUGCAUUUGUUUUGCGAGGAAAUCUGCGACGUUCGAAGCAUAGUGCAGAAGAUUCGACCGUGAUCUGUUGACAUUUUGCAAAAUUGUUCUACUCUUGUCUAGUUCUGAAUUUUCGCGACGGCGAAAGGGACUAAUGAGUCUUGCUGAAAUUUGCCUCAUCAUUUCGAGGAAAAGGUUUAUGUUUUCUUUGAAGGUAGAUUAUAAGAACCGCAAUUGUUUUUGUAACUUUUGAGACGUGGAAGAAAAAAAAGAUUUUUCAUAUACAGUAGAAGUUCCGUGAACGAUCGAGGCAGUAGGGGUUUUUUUCCAACUUUAUUCUACCGCAUUUUCAUUUUCGUCGCGUAAUAGUCUCAGUUUCACGAACUGGUGUGUACCGUCCGUAUUAUUUUUUUUUUACUCAUCGUGUGAAUUUCGGAAGUCGGCGGAAAAGACAAAAGAAAGAUUGUUGUUAACUGCAGGACCACAGACCAGGAAAAGUGAAGGACAUUGAUUGUGAUGAAGGCAAAGCGCGUUUUUGACAGCCCACUUGCUUCGGACCGUUUUUGUUGGUGGCAUCGGCUGCAUAUUAUUUUGUUCGUGUCCUCUUGCCCGAAUAGUCAUCUUUGUAACGCUGGGGCAUUUUCGUGUGUAAAACAACAAAAAGAAAACGUGGGAAUACAAUUCUCUUGAAGCGAAUACAA
Messenger RNA from Notodromas monacha, 3780 nucleotides. Lineage: Eukaryota; Metazoa; Arthropoda; Ostracoda; Podocopida; Cyprididae. The record is from the annotation of a GenBank genome assembly.